AUGCAAGACGAUCAAACAUUAAAAGCUAUUCGAUAUCAACGUGGUUCAUUGUCGAUCUUAGAUCAAUUAAAAUUACCUGAUCAAUCAAUCUAUAUUCCUAUUAAUUCAGUUGAUGAUGCAUGGAAAGCUAUUCAUACAAUGUCUAUUCGAGGUGCUCCAGCAAUUGCUGUUUGUGGUGUAUUGAGCCUUGCUGUUGAACUCUAUCAUUCUCAAUCAAAAUUUGAUACAAUUGCAUCUGUUCAACAAUUUGUUACUGAUCAACUUAAUUAUUUAAUAACAUCUCGACCAACAGCAGUCAAUAUGACAGAAGGUGCUCAAACAAUUAUUGAUUAUUUAAUACCAUUAAGUAAUAAACAACAAGAUUUAUCGCAAUAUAUUAAUGAAUUAAUUGUUUUUAUGGAACAAUUUCUCGAACGUGAUCUUGCUGAUAAUCAUGCAAUUGGUCAAUAUGGUGCUAAAGCUAUAAGUGAAAAUAAUACUAGUCAUAAGAAAUUAAAUAUUUUAACUCAUUGUAAUACUGGUUCAUUAGCAACAGUUGGUUUUGGUACAGCUCUUGGUGUUAUUCGACAAUUACAAGCAAAUGAUAAUCUUGAAUUAGCUUAUUUUACAGAGACUCGACCCUAUAAUCAAGGUUCAAGAUUAACUGCUUAUGAAUUAGUACAUGAUCGUAUACCACAUACAAUGAUUUGCGAUUCAAUGGCUGGUCUUUUAAUGCGAACACAACCUAUUCAUGCUGUUGUUGUUGGUGCUGAUCGAGUAACUGCAAAUGGUGAUACAGCUAAUAAAAUUGGUACUUAUCAAUUAGCUAUACUUGCUAAACAUCAUAAAAUACCAUUUUAUAUUGCUGCACCUACAACAUCAAUUGAUUUAAAUAAAAAAACUGGUGAUGAAAUUGUUAUCGAGCAACGUCCAUCAAAAGAAAUGACAAGUAUUAAAGGAGUCAAUAUUGCUGCCGAAGGUGUUCAAGUAUGGAAUCCAUCAUUUGAUAUAACACCUGCUAAUUUAAUAACAGGCAUUAUAACAGAACAUGGCGUAUUUAAACCGGAUGAACUUGAAGAAAAAUUAUUAUCUUUACGAAAGAAAUAA
Messenger RNA from Adineta steineri, 1086 nucleotides. The record is from the annotation of a GenBank genome assembly. Lineage: Eukaryota; Metazoa; Rotifera; Eurotatoria; Adinetida; Adinetidae.